CCACCGCGCCUGCGCGGGGAGGGGGCCGGGCCGAGCGGGGCGAGAUGGCGGGCUCCGGCCCGGGGGUCCCCGCGGCGCCGUUUGACCCCUCCGAACCGCCGGUCAUCGAAGGCUUCAACCCCAGCGCUCACUAUAAGGCGGAGGGUUUCAGGGAGAAGUUCCUGCGCAAGACUCGAGAGAACCCGGUGGUGCCCAUCGGUUGCCUGGCCACGGCCGCCGCGCUGUCCUACGGACUCUACUGCUUCCACAGCGGCAACAAACAGAAGUCCCAGAUGAUGAUGAGGACGCGGAUCGCCGCCCAGGGCUUCACGCUCACCGCCAUCUUGGUGGGCUUGGCGGCCUCGGCCCUGAAAGCCCGCAACGGAGUCUCUCCCUGAGCCCGCACCUGUCCUAUCGAGGGGACCGUCUUCCCGCGCCCCCGACUGUCCCAAUCCCACCCACGCGGGGGGCGGCUUGGGGGUGGGAGGCUCUGGGGUGCUCUGGCACCGCUGUGUAAUGCUGUCACAUUGAAACAUUAAAGUUUCACGAGUUGGAUGCGGUA
Ornithorhynchus anatinus (platypus) is the source of this 541-nucleotide messenger RNA. It is a transcript of the gene HIGD2A, whose product is annotated as HIG1 hypoxia inducible domain family member 2A. Gene Ontology annotation, biological process: mitochondrial respirasome assembly. NCBI's taxonomy places the organism in Eukaryota, Metazoa, Chordata, Mammalia, Monotremata, Ornithorhynchidae. Bases 45 to 377 code for a protein of 110 amino acids. The transcript is spliced from 2 exons. The record is from RefSeq and is a predicted model, not a curated record. Gene Ontology annotation, cellular component: mitochondrion.